Amoebophrya sp. A120 is the source of this 2213-nucleotide messenger RNA. Lineage: Eukaryota; Dinophyceae; Syndiniales; Amoebophryaceae. The record is from the annotation of a GenBank genome assembly.
UCACUUCUCGUCCACCAGAGCAGCCGCAGGAUCUUGGCCAAGGUUGUGUGAGUUCGGCUGCAAGCUAUGCAGCCGAACUUUUCAACAAAAAAUUUGUUGAUCACGAUAAAGUAUUAUCUAUCUAUCAUUCGGUGAAAUUUAGUAUUCUCAGUCGGUCGUGCAACCACAACAACUUUGGGAACAAUUAAUAUCAUCAUUCGGUGCAAUUUUUGUAGGCUACAGAGUUAGUUUUUCGGUUAUAGAUUCAUUUGAUGUUGCGGAUGCGGGAUCAUGAUCAAGUGGAGAGGGAAAUGAAAAUGAUGAAAAAGGAAACACAACGGAAAUGGAUCUUUUAGGGCCUUGAACUUUUGACGCCAUGCCCAGGCAUGGAAAAAAAGAAAGAAAGAUGACCGCGGAGGAUUCGUUUUUGUUGAUCCAAGAAAUCAAUGUUCAUUCAUGUAUAGCAAAGUCAUGAUGAAAACGAAAAGUGUAUAAGGUUUCCAGAUCUACUUCACGUUCAUGGAUCCGUUCGAGAGCAAACGGAAAAUCAAAAUAUUGAAAUCUCGUGUUCUACUACCGCCACCAGGUUUUGAAUAAAAGUUUCUAAUCGACCUCCACUUUGUUUUGAACGGUUCUUUAUUGCUCUCGCGAGAGGUCGUUUUUAAGUUAUAUUUUUUUCAUACAUCAUCGAUCUAUCAUCAAUCAUUAUUAUGUCGAAGGCAGCACGAAGAAUGGAUGUGGAAGACGGGAAGGCGGUCGCGUUUUCUCGCAUGCAGGAAAGUGAAGAUGCCGGCCACGUAGAUCUGGAACAACAGGGAGACACCGAGAGCAGCACAACUGCGGCGCUGCUUGGCGAGAAUAAGAACAUUAACCGCGAAGAUAAAUAUGAGCACGACCACGUAGAAGACCACCAUUCGUCCUGUAUGCAGCGACGGGCCGGGCUUCUGAUCACGCUUCUUGCUUGUGCCACGGCUAUUUUCGCCGCUGCUUUCGCUGUUUUUUUGGGUCUCUACGUGCAAGGAGCGAACCAGGUUGAGAGGCUCACGGAGCAGGUCGCGGAACUUAGGAGCGGCGGGGGGCCGAGCGGUGGCGGUACGGGGCCCAACAACGGUGGCGGUACGGGGCCCAACAACGGUGGCGGUGGCGGCCCCCCCAGCGGCCGCGACCUCAACAAAAACCCGAUUCCGGUCAGUACCGACCAGUUGCCUCUGGACGCGCCGAGUGAGAUGGUGGAGGUGUUCCGCGCGACAGACGCCGCCGCUGCCGGCAAGCGGGUCGCAGUAUGCAUGGUCGGCGGCGUGCGGGCGUUGACUUUGCCAAAUGUGUACAAGUCCAUCGGGGACAACUUGCUUGGAAAUUUGAAGGACACGGGCGUAGGCGUCGACCUGUUUUUCCUCGGAUCCCUAACCCCCGCGGGUUGGAAUGGUGGAGCGGCCUCCGCGGACACGAUUAGCCAGCCGGAUGACCCGCGGCUGCUGGCCGGGUUGGACUACUUGGAAUCGAAAGUAUCCACUUUUGCGAAGAAGCGGAUCGUGCCGGAUAGCACCUGCAGUGCCGUCGCAGAUGUGAUGGCCGACCAGGGGCGGGGUGUGAGGUCUUCUGCUCCCGGGGAAGCACCACGCUACGACGGUCCGCCCGUGCUGCCCGACUCGCUGUGCACAGACCGGGAGUUUUAUAAAUCAGCCUGGUUUCUGCAGAUGAUGUGGAUUGACGCUUGCUUCGCGGACGUGGAAAAACACGCGGCGGCGCACAACGUGACCUACGACUUGGUGGUCCGCGCCCGGCCUGAUACGGGGUUCCUGGAACCUCUGGACUGGAACGCGGCGGCCACGAGCCAGGAGUUUUCGGUCGCGCGAAACUUCCCCACCAUGCCGGUGAGGGCAUUUGCGAAGGAUACGAACCGCGUCUGGGACUGGUUUUGGACGGCGCCGUUCCAUUACAUCCCUAAGUUCCGCACCGGGACGGUUGGCUGGUACUUAAAAUACGACUCUGCCACGAACGAGUUUCGGGACAACCUGAACGGCAAACAUGGCCUACCUGACUUCGGCGCCUUCGGAAACUACGCGUUCUCUACCGUCGUCCGCAGGCCGUUCCCCGUGACGAUUGUGCGCACGGCAUCGCGCGCGCAGUGUGACUUUUUCCAGGGCUACAAGUUGCAGGGCUUCGAAGAAGUGGGCAGCAGACUGGUCCGUGACUGCGAGCAGAAGGAGAGAGACGCGUACUGGGGACUGUGA